Molecule: messenger RNA, 498 nt
Organism: Suillus discolor
Lineage: Eukaryota; Fungi; Basidiomycota; Agaricomycetes; Boletales; Suillaceae
Exons: 2
Coding region: 155-421 (88 amino acids)
Source: RefSeq, a predicted model, not a curated record
GCCAAAGGCUCCAGAAUCAAGAAUACAGUAGUAGCUCGUCUCUUUUCCCACUCACCUGCUCCCCAUGGUCAUCCUUCUCGCCCACAUAGGAUUCCCCUUGUAGACGUCUUCGCAACACAAAGCAAACAUUGCCUCAGGCAGCAGCACACCAGCAAUGUUACAGAUCAGAAGCAUCGGUACAGCAGUAGGCCCCUUUCGCCGUUGGAUGAACAUGUUCCAGACACUAGCUGCUUUGCAAUUAUCACGAGGUGCUUCCUGCGUCUUUUACGCACCCGACGAACAAGUCCUUGACGAGGAGGGCCACGAAGAUGAGGACUAUGAGGAUGAGCCUCAGACCCGAACAGUCUACGUACUACUCCUCUCCUGUAUGGUGGACGAUAGGUUACGGUUCGAUUUGCCGAUUUGCCGCGACUUAUUUUGAAGUUCGAUCACUGUUCGUUCUAGUCUUUUGAACUAUUUGUUAGUACACCUCAAAUAUUGCCGUCACAGGAGGUAAUA